This is a messenger RNA of Nylanderia fulva, 1601 nucleotides long. NCBI's taxonomy places the organism in Eukaryota, Metazoa, Arthropoda, Insecta, Hymenoptera, Formicidae. The record is from RefSeq and is a predicted model, not a curated record.
UUCACUAUGGUAUGCUAUACAAAAAUGGACGUAAUUUCUUUGACAUUGUGUGCUGUGAUCGUUGUUUUAAUAAUCCCUAUAAUUACAUCGAUAGUGUAUCAUCAAUAUGUUCUUCGACGAAAAUUGAAAAAUAUUCCUCAAUGUGGUAGAUUUCCUUUUGGCGUGGCAUUUGAAAUGAUAAAGCUGACAGAAUACGAACGCGUACAAUGGUUUGUACAACGUAUGCUACAUUUUAAAGAAGGAAUUUUCAUACAUUGGAUUGGCAUGCAACCAUUGAUUAAUCUCUAUAAACCUGAAUUUUUAGAGAUUAUUUUGCCCAGCACUGUAAAUAUCGAGAAAGGCCAACCCUAUGAAAUGCUUCAUUCUUGGUUAGGCAAAGGACUUCUCACUUCUACAGGAAAACAAUGGUUCCAUGAUAGAAAACUCAUAGGACCAACGUUCCAUUUUAGUAUAUUAGAUCAAUUUGCCAUUGUAAUGUCUGAAAAAGCAGAGAUCCUGACAAAAUGUCUCGAAAGGGAAAUAGCAAAGAAUCCAGAAAAAGCUAUCAAUAUUUUUCCAUUUACUAACAAUGUUGCUCUCGAUGUUAUAUGUGAAACGGCAAUGGGCGUGGACGUACGUGCUCAAGAAGUUGAAACCAAAUAUACCAAAACAAUACUUAGAGGCGCCCGAUUAAUACUCGAGCGAUUAUUUCGACCGUGGUAUUGGCCAGAUUGGUUGUACAACUUAGUGCCUUCAGGAAAGGAAUAUAAAUCAGGGCUUAACACGAUACAUGAAUUCACGAGAGAAGUGAUAAAUAAGAAAAAGAUUGCACGACAAUCGCGAAAUAGUACUGUCAAAUCGGAAAAAGAGGAUGAUGAACUAGAUAUAGGUAAACGGAAAAGGAAAGCUUUUCUGGAUUUGUUACUAGAUCAAAACGAGAAGGACGAAGUUCCAUUAACCGAUGAUGAGUUAAGGGCACAAGUUGAUACAUUCAUGUUCGAGGGUCACGACACAACUGCGGUUGCGUUAACCUGGACCCUCUUUCUCUUGGGCAAUAAUCUCGAGCAUCAAGAAAAAGUUCAUGAAGAACUCGAGGAAGUUUUCAAAGAUUCCGAGACACCAGCCAGCGUAAAAGAGCUGGCGCAAUUAAAAUAUCUCAAUAGGAUCAUAAAAGAAUCGCUCAGAUUAUAUCCAAGCGUACCUAUGAUCACAAGGAGAUUAGCGGAAGACGUAAAAUUAGGUGAUUAUACGUUUCCGAAAGGUGUUACAAUCGUAUUAGGAAUCGCAUUAAUGCAUUUAAAUCCGGAAGUUUGGCCAGAUCCAAAAAAGUUUGAUCCAGAUCGCUUCCUUCCAGAAAAUUCAAAACAUAGGAAUCCAUAUGCCUACAUUCCGUUUAGCGCUGGACCAAGAAAUUGUAUUGGUCAAAGAUUUGCUUUACUCGAAGAAAAAACGAUAUUAACAGCUAUUCUAAGAAAGUGGAGAAUAAAAAGUGUAAAAAAGCCGGAUGCAGUUCAAAGUGAAGCCACUCUUACUUUUCGACCAAGCGAAGAUAUACUCAUUCAUUUCACGCCAAAGAAAUAAUUUAUUUAUUAGCAAAUAUUUAUUUUUCUUUAUCAUACGUA